Molecule: messenger RNA, 1803 nt
Organism: Rhinocladiella mackenziei CBS 650.93
Lineage: Eukaryota; Fungi; Ascomycota; Eurotiomycetes; Chaetothyriales; Herpotrichiellaceae
Exons: 1
Coding region: 1-1803 (600 amino acids)
Biological process (GO): fatty acid metabolic process
Molecular function (GO): medium-chain fatty acid-CoA ligase activity
Source: RefSeq, a predicted model, not a curated record
AUGCGGGGACUCUUUCGACCGCUGUCAUUCGUAUGGCCUCGCUUUCCUUCAGCUUUACGAUCCCGGCGUGGCCUCUUGACGCAGGCACGAGUAAGCGGUCCUCUCGAUCCUCCACUUCUUGAAGAAACCAUCGGCGAGAACUUUUCCCGUAUUGUCUCUGCGCAUGGCGAUCGCCCUGCCGUGAUCUCUAGACACCAGAAAAAGCGUCUCACCUACAAUCAACUCGACCUCGACAGCAAUGUCCUGGCUCGGGGACUACAAAGCCUGGGUGUCAAGAAGGGCGAUCGUGUCUGUGUGUCUUUGGGAAACAAUCUUGAAUUUGCUACCAUUACAUAUGCCCUAUUCAAGCUUGGGGCCAUAUUGGUCCCUCUGAAUCCUGCAUUUACUGCUACUCAGGUAGUUUCGGCUUUCAAUCACUUAUCGGCCACCCACCUGGUCGUUGGGACGGAAACCAAUCUCCCGUACAAACCACCUCGACCGAAUGUGCCACUUCUCCAGUCCAUAGUCCGAGAUCUCUCGAAUCCGACUCUUGCUUCGGAGACGAUCCCAUCUCUCAAGAACGUCAUCCUGGUUGAUAACUCCUCAGGUCGCAUAGAUCCAGCCCCCUUUCGCGCGACUACACCAUGGUCUUCGAUCUCUCAAGAUUCGAACAAUCGUCCUCUUACGCCUUCUUCCCCUCUGUCAACUGAUGACGUGGUCAAUAUUCAAUUCACGUCAGGAACCACGUCCACGCCCAAGGCUGCUUGUCUAUCACAUCGAUCCAUUCUCAAUAACGGCAAUCAGAUCGGCGAUCGUAUGCUUCUGACUUCGGAGGAUGUUGUAUGCUGCCCACCACCCCUCUUCCACUGUUUCGGUUGCAUUCUCGGGUAUAUGGCGACUGCUACUCAUGGAUCGGCAAUUCUCUUUCCUGCUGAAGCUUUUGACCCGAGGGCUUCCUUGAAAGCUGUACAAGAAGAAAAGGCCACUGCGCUCUAUGGAGUUCCCACCAUGUUCUUGGCCGAACUCGAGCUCAUUGAUGACGGAGAGAUAGCCUAUCAAGGCUUUCAGUAUCUACGCACUGGUAUUGCGGCCGGUUCAUCCGUCCCAGCAGAACUGAUGCGGAAACUGCACAGGACCCUAAAUUUGACCGAGCUGACCAUAUGUUACGGAAUGACGGAAACUUCUCCUGUUUCAGCAAUGACGACGACCGACGACCCCAUAGAGAAGCGCAUUAAUACGGUCGGUCGACUCCUUCCACAUGUGGAAGCCAAGGUCGUGGACCCUUUCAACCACGAUAAGAUUCUGAACGUGGGAGAAAGGGGUGAACUUGCGGUCCAUGGAUAUUUGGUCAUGAAGGAAUAUUGGGGACAACCCGAGAAGACAGCAGAGGUGAUGAAAGCCGAUGAAGAUGGCAAGGUCUGGAUGCACACGGGAGAUGAAGCCUCGAUAGACGCCGACGGAUAUGUGAGUAUUACCGGUCGAAUCAAAGAUUUGAUCAUUCGUGGCGGCGAGAACAUCCAUCCCCUCGAGAUUGAGAAUUGUCUCUUCGCACAUCCCAAGAUUGCCGAGGUCAGCGUAGUUGGCCUUCCUGAUGAGAGAUAUGGCGAGGUGGUGGCUGCAUUUGUUAUCCGAAAGCACCAUUUGCCACCAGGUGAAAAGGAUAUCACAGUUGAAGAGGUGAGGAAUUGGGUCAAGGAACGUAUGAGCCAUCAUUUGGUGCCGAAAUACGUCUUCUUUGUCUCCGAAUAUCCCAAGACGGCAAGCGGAAAGAUUCGUAAGUGGCCCCCUCAACCUGUUCCCGCUCGACUCAUCGAGCCAGGGUGA